Solanum tuberosum (potato) is the source of this 654-nucleotide messenger RNA. RefSeq lists its product as uncharacterized. Gene Ontology annotation, molecular function: nucleic acid binding; RNA-DNA hybrid ribonuclease activity. NCBI's taxonomy places the organism in Eukaryota, Viridiplantae, Streptophyta, Magnoliopsida, Solanales, Solanaceae. The record is from RefSeq and is a predicted model, not a curated record. The transcript has 3 exons. The coding region runs from base 1 to 654 and encodes 217 amino acids.
AUGCCAGCAAUUAUCAUGUGGAGCUUGUGGGAGAGGAGGAAUGCUAUCAAACAUGGUGGUGGCAUCAGUUGGGAUGGGAUGGUGGACAUGACAAUGGAAUUGGUAAGGCAGGUAGUGAAGACUCAGUUUCCAUGGAUCAGAAAGAUGAGAUGGACAUGGCAAGAGGUGCUACACAAACUCAAUCAAUACAAGCCAAAGAUACAUGUUUUAAGUGUCACGUGGAAACCUCCUGAAAAAUACCAAGUAAAAUGUAACACUGAUGGAGCAUGUAAAGGUAACCCUGGCUGGAGUUCUAUUGGUUUUUGUAUAAGAGAUACAAGAGGGGACCAAAUUUAUGCUAAAGCAACAGGCAUUGGCAUUGCAUCUAACAGUGAAGCAGAAACUACGGCCAUCCUAUGUGCUUUUAGAGAGUGUAUGAGCAGAAGACUUCAGAGUGUAGUUAUUGAGACUGACUUACUCAGUCUCAAGAAGAUUAUCCAGAAAUCUUGGAGGGUACCAUGGGAUUUAGCAGAGAAAGUGGAAGAGAUAAGAUGGGGAAUGAAGCUUGAUACUUCACAAACUGCUAAUGAAGUGAGAGAAAGUUCCAAAACCUCUAGAGCAGUAGAACUGGAUGAGUUUUACAGUGAGAAGGUGAAGGAAGUUGGUGAAGAAUAG